AUGACAGAAGAAGCUCCUGAUAAUGGAGAAGACAUACCUUUGACCUCAGCAAGCAUAGGUGCCGUGGUCACACCAAAACUUAUUGGGAAGAUCAACUACAAGAUGUUCUCUUGUAUGACAAAUAAAUUUGGUAUCAUCUGCAACAACUGGCCGCUUGAGCAAUUUAGCUGCCCUGGCUCCAUCAACUCUAUGCCUGAACUUGUUGUUCUCAGGUCUGCCUUCGAGUCCGGUGCCACUAGCUUUUGCAAGCUCAGUGCCGAAGAACUGGAAGCAUGGCGCAAGGAACAGUUCGAUCAGCUGGUCACAGAGCGCAACACAAUCGAGCAGAAGACAGCAAAGCCACGGGUGACACCUUUGUCCCCCAUUACCUCACCAUCAGCCGCCUCUACUGAUGACAUGCCAUCAGUAGCAGCUUCUGUUGCGCCACCACCAAUGCUUGCCACCACUAUUUCUGCGCCACCACCAGUGCCUGCUACCACUACUGCUGUGCCAUCAUUGUUGCGCCGCCAUUAG
Phanerochaete carnosa HHB-10118-sp is the source of this 513-nucleotide messenger RNA. RefSeq lists its product as uncharacterized. The coding region runs from base 1 to 513 and encodes 170 amino acids. NCBI's taxonomy places the organism in Eukaryota, Fungi, Basidiomycota, Agaricomycetes, Polyporales, Phanerochaetaceae. The transcript is spliced from 2 exons. The record is from RefSeq and is a predicted model, not a curated record.